This is a messenger RNA of Trachymyrmex cornetzi, 1206 nucleotides long. RefSeq lists its product as uncharacterized. Gene Ontology annotation, biological process: detection of chemical stimulus involved in sensory perception of smell; sensory perception of smell. Gene Ontology annotation, cellular component: plasma membrane. The record is from RefSeq and is a predicted model, not a curated record. Bases 1 to 1206 code for a protein of 401 amino acids. The transcript has 4 exons. Gene Ontology annotation, molecular function: olfactory receptor activity; odorant binding. NCBI's taxonomy places the organism in Eukaryota, Metazoa, Arthropoda, Insecta, Hymenoptera, Formicidae.
AUGACGGAUAAACGUUGGAACGAUGACAUCGCUUACGUUUUCUCCAUUCAUAGACUAUUCCUAAAAGGAUAUGGUUUGUGGCCAUUACAGAAACAGACAGUAUUCACGAAGAUACAAUGGGGUUUUUGUUUGAUUGCACAGCUUAUGAUACUACCUUGUCUAACGACGGAGAUCCUUUGGAGCAACCAGGACGCCAAUUCAAAUAUAGAAAGUAUAACAUUCUUUGCGUCUACGUCGACUGGACUUACAAAAAACCUAUGUCUUAUUGUCAGUCAAAAGAGGCUGAGUAUGAACAUUAACGCUGCUAUUAAUGAUUGGUUAUCUGUUAAAGAUAAUAUCGAAACUAGAAAAAUUAUGAAGAAGUAUGCAGUUCAAGGCAAAAUACUCACCUUUACGUUAUUAUACUCGUUAUAUGUGUGCCUUGGCACGUAUAUAGCAGUCGUCAUAUUCAUUAAUCUGAAGCAGAUAUUCUUCACGGACCUGAAUUUAAUGAAUGUUAAUACGACAAAUUGGUUACUUCUGAUUCCAUCUGGUCCAUUGAGUCACUUGAUUACUGGUCCACAGUAUACAAUAAUCCUGACUAUCCAGAUUGUUCAAUCAUGCGUAUUAUCUUUUUUAUUAUUUACUGUGGAUAGUUUCUUCUUCAACGUCACAAUACAUCUCACCGGUCAACUCGAGGUGCUUAAAAACAACUUCAAAACAUUUAGGAACGAGCCGAACACCGAAGCAAAUUAUCGAAAAAAAUUCGUUAGCUUGAUUAACAGGCACAGUUUGUUAAUAGAAUUGUAUCAAAAUUUGGAAGACACUUUUCAUUUUCUUAUAUUAUAUCAAGUUGUGAUAUUGACGAUUUUACUUACAUUAACAGGAUUGCAUUUAAAUAUUUGCAUAAACGAGAAAAAUCAUGUUGAUGCAACAAAGAGUGUUUUUGUCUUAAACUAUUUAAUAAUGCAAUCGUUGAUAUACACCUAUGGUAGUGAAUUCUUGCAAAAGGAAAGCGAAGACAUAUUUUAUACGUUGUACACAACUUCCUGGUUCAUGCUUCCUUCAGCAUUGAUGAAAGAUCUACAUUUCGUGAUGAUGAGAUCGAGUAUUCCGUUUCGCUUAACUGGCGGAAAAUUUUUCUAUGUUAAUCGCGAGACGAUGUUGUACGUCCUUAAGACAGCGGUCUCAUAUGUUUCAGUUUUAAGAAGAGCGUUAAGAAAUUAA